This is a messenger RNA of Prunus armeniaca (apricot), 774 nucleotides long. Lineage: Eukaryota; Viridiplantae; Streptophyta; Magnoliopsida; Rosales; Rosaceae. The record is from the annotation of a GenBank genome assembly.
AUGUCUAUUGAAGAACAGAUGGCCCAUAUGAGCGAAGCGGUCACGAAACUGACGAAGAUGGUCAAAGAGAAGGAUGCACAGAUUGCUUCUCUCAUCAACAAGUGGGAAGCACAUCAGGAUAAGGAGCCUGGUCAAGAUGCAAACAAGAAAGGACCACAUCAUGAGGCUGAAUCUAGCGAGAAAGGAUCGAGUCAUGAAACAGAGUCGGGUGAGAAGUCGCACGGAAAAAUUGACGCCGCCUCGGUGGGUUCUUUGUCGGUCCAACAACUUCAGGACAUGAUCGCGAACACCAUCAGAGUUCAAUACGGAGCACCUUCCCGAGACACGCUCAUGUAUUCUAAGCCAUACACCAGGAGGAUAGACAACUUGCGGAUGCCGACAGGAUAUCAACCUCCCAAGUUCCAACAAUUUGAUGGAAAGGGCAAUCCAAAACAACACAUUGCACACUUUGUCGAAACAUGCAACAAUGCUGGAACGGAGGGCGACCACCUGGUGAAACAAUUUGUUCGGUCCCUGAAGGGAAAUGCAUUUAAUUGGUAUGUAGACUUGGAGUCCGAGUCCCUUGACAGUUGGGACCAAAUGGAGCGAGAAUUCUUGAACAGAUUCUAUAGCACUCGAAGCACCGUGAGUAUGAUGGAACUCAUGAAUACCAAGCAAUGGAAAGAUGAACCUGUCGUUGAUUACAUCAAUCGAUGGCGUUCAUUAAGCUUGGAUUGCAAAGAUAGGCUUUUGGAGAUAUCAGCAGUCGAGAUGUGCAUUCAAGGGAUGAAUUAG